Messenger RNA from Lymnaea stagnalis (great pond snail), 2288 nucleotides. The record is from the annotation of a GenBank genome assembly. NCBI's taxonomy places the organism in Eukaryota, Metazoa, Mollusca, Gastropoda, Lymnaeidae.
AUUAUUUUUAUUUUCAUUCAGAAUUUUUUUUCUAUUUCAGUUACUGUGUCCUCACUGAUAUUGGUUUGCAGCCCCAUUGAAUCGCUGCUUGAAGUCUAUGGUUGCUGCCUUGGUUCUGGAUUGUUGAUUUUUUCCUAUCAUUGUAAUGAUCGGCUGGUCAAUGGAUUAAAACAUGACACACUUUCCCCUCAAUUUGCAAAAACUAAUGGCAGCUAUGAGGAAGCAGAGUAUGAAUACUCUGUUUAUAAAUUGCAAGCACCAUCUCUGAUAAUUAACAUCAUUACACAGCUAUUUAUUGUCCUGGCAUUUGAUCAGAUAUGCAUUGUAGGCACAUUAUACCGGAGUAAAGCACUUAUAAAAUUUGCUCGAUAUCCUACAGAUGUCCUUCUCUUUCUGUCAUUUACUUUGCCGAUUUUUCUGCAUUCAUUUUUUAGUGAAGAUCACAUCAUAUACAAACUUUCACCAAAACUUGCAAUUGUUCUCCCAGGAAUACUGCUACUGAUUCAUUCGUUUUUUGUCUUACUAACCAUUGUGGGGAUAGUCAUUCCUGCUCUAAGAGAUGUCAAAGUUCGUGUCAGGGAAAUGGGGUUUGAUGGUCUCAUGUUACGAUUAAUGGAGAAAGCUAAUUUAUCUUGGCUUCUACGUCUAUUUUUUUUUACUAAAGUUGUGUAUCAAAUUUUAAUAUCAAAAACUUUAGCGGAUGCCGUUGAUUUUAACACUUUGAGCUUGUCAGAAAUGUUAAAUAUUUGCAAGCUCUUGUCUUUUGAAGUGCUUCAUGCUAUGUGUGAGACCAUUCUCUCUGUCAUGAGUAUGGCCAGCAUUGUAAGUAUCAUAAGCGGGUGGUGCCUUAGGGUUAUCUACAACAUAAUAGGAGCCUAUGAUGAAGAAGAGAGCCUCCAGCCUGCUGUGUCUGGAUUCCUUUUUGUUCUACUUGCAAUGCAGACUGGAAUCACCAGCAUUUCAACUGACAUAAGGCUUCAGUUGCUUUUCCAGAACUGUGUUCUUUUGUUAGUAGCCAACCAACACUUUGUGCAAACCGUUGCUGCAGACUUAGUUCUCAAAGCCAGUACAGAUGAUGUUGUUUUGAAGAAACACAUUAGGCCAAUGCUGCCUUAUUUAAUAUUUUUCUCCUUUCCGUUUGUUGUAGUUGUCCGUCUUUGGCAGUUCCCUUUUCGUGUUUCCUGGCUUCUAGCUAUAUCAGCUUUUAGUUUAGAGUUAAUUAUUAAAUCAUUAAGUACUUUAGCUGUUUACACAGUGAAUAUGUUGCAGGCUCAUACAAAUUAUUUGCAUGAUAACAUUGAUGACUUUCUAUUUUAUAUUAAAGCUGUUUUUGGGUGCUUAGAAUUUUCUUGUGGAAUUUUUCUUUUCCUCAAUGGUGCCUAUAUUUUCCUUUUUGAAUCUGGCGGUGUCAUACGAUUUGUGAUGAUGGUUAUCCAUUUAUACUGCAAUAUCUACCAAACAGCUUUGAAGGGCGUAGCGACUUACCGGUUGCGUCAGUCUGCAUGGCAGAAAGUAAAUAAGCUUCAGGCUGCUAGUCAGGAGCAGCUGGAUGAAAAUAAUGACAUUUGUCCGAUAUGCUACCAAGAAAUGACAGAGGCAGUUGUCAUUCAAUGCUCUCAUGUCUUCCAUAAGGGAUGCCUCCAGAAAUGGUUGUCAAUCCAAGAAAAAUGUCCUCUGUGUCAUUUAGAUAUUAUAGAUGAUCAUGCAUCCAACUCGAACAACAACACUGCUGAUCAUGCCAGAUAGCAUUUAUCAAGACUAAGACUAUGACGGUAACGUCUUCUCAAAAUCAAUUGAUCUAUAUUAAGAUUACUUUUUGGACUAAAUGUUUUAUUUAAAAUGGUCAUACAAAGUUGUGAAAUUAUAUAUGUAAAAGAUGAAUCUAUAAGUAUAAGAUUUAUGUUCCCCUCUGUGUCUGAUACCAAUUCACUUUUCAGCAAAGCUUUUGCAGCUACAUAUUCUUUUAGAAAUGUCACAGCUGCUGAAUUUUUUUAAACAAAUUAGUUGUUUUUUUACCAUUUUUAUGUUCGUGCUUUACAAUUACAAAAUAUAUUAUUAACUUGUGAUACCUUAUGGAGAAAAUCUAUUUUGAUGCAGGCAUAUAGGACCCAAUGUUACUUAGUAGAUAUUUUCUUUUAGUGUGUAUGUUUUCUGUGUCUUCAAUCCUUCUUUUAUUAGUUGAAAUAAAAAAGAAAAUGAAGACAUCUUUGCUAAAAGUAGUUAAGGCAAAACUUAGUCAAAAGCAACUGAAUUGUUAUUACUGUUGAUCUGGUCGAGCUGAACAUGUU